This is a messenger RNA of Paramecium sonneborni, 888 nucleotides long. NCBI's taxonomy places the organism in Eukaryota, Ciliophora, Oligohymenophorea, Peniculida, Parameciidae. The record is from the annotation of a GenBank genome assembly.
AUGCCAAAGAAUGAUACAGCUAAUGAACAAAGUAAAAAAAAUAAUUUUUUAAAGGAGAAAGAAUUUUAAAAGAUGAAAAUUAAAAUGAGAAUGAUUAAGAAAAUCAAUAUAAAUAAAAUUCAGAAAAUAUUAAGAAAACAUUCUUUAAUCUAAAAAACUUAAUAAAUAAGAAAAAAAAUGGAGAAAAAAUAGAAUAAAUAAAAUGAAUAACCUGAGAUUUAAAAUAAAAAAGAAGAAGUUAUAAAUUUAGAUAGGAAUCAUAUCUUGGGGAAAUUAAUUAAAUAAAAUAUUAAUAAUAACAAUAAUUAUAAGAUAAUUGAUAUGACAGGUAGUGAUAUUAAUGAUUAUUUAAAUAAGACUUAGGAUGUAUAAGUUUCAAGUAAUAAAUAGUUAAGCAAUAUUUGAGAGAAGUUUAAGAAUUAACUUGGUCAGUAUAAUGAAUUUUAGAAAAGCGUUUGGGGAAAUGGGAAAAUAACGAAUGAAGUAUAAAAAAAGAGAAGGAUAAAAUAAUUAUUUAAGAACAUGAAAAAUAAGAAGAAUUAACAUAAUUUACAUAAUGGAAUAAUUCUUUUAAAAGUAAAGAAGAUUUUUUAAAUUAUUUAAAAUAUUUUAAAGAAGAUGAUGUAUUAAUUUCUAAUGAAUAAUUUCCAAUCUUUGCUAAAUUUGAAGAAUGUUUUAGAAAAAUAGGGAUUUAUUUUAUUUAAUUUAAUUAGUUUAUUAGUAAUUUAUACAGAAUAGGAAAUUUAGAUUUUAACAGUAAAUUGGAAAGGAUCUCAAGAAAAGAUGGAUAUUUUAUUUAAUGAAUAUGAAAUGAUCUCAAAAGUUAUUAAUUUAGCAAAAGAUGUAUAUAUAUAGAAAAAAAUCUUUAAAUUUAAGCAAGUAUGCUGA